AUUGCUUCUUGUGGGAAAAUAAUUUUCCAACUGUUUUGACAUGUCAGUUCCUACGAGCGCAAACUCAAAUGUGCUUGAAACAUCGUGCACUGAAGAUAAACUAUAUACUUGUGAUUACUGCAAAAGGACAUUUUCUGAGAUUUCAAAUCUGAAAUCACAUUUGAAGAUUCAUGAGAUUGAAAAACCAUAUGCUUGUGAUCAUUGUAAAAAAACAUUUUCUGAAAUUUCAAACCUGAAGACUCAUUUGAAGAUUCACACUAAUGAAAAACCACAUGCCUGUGAUCAUUGUAAAAAAGCAUUUUCGCGGAGAUCGACUUUGAAAAAACAUUUGAAGGUUCACACUAAUGAAAAACCAUAUGCUUGUGAUCAUUGUAAAAAAACAUUUUCUGAGAUUUCAAACCUGGAAACUCAUUUGAAGGUUCACACUAAUGAAAAACCACAUGCCUGCGAUCAUUGUAAAAAAACAUUUUCUGAGAUUUCAAAGCUGAAGACUCAUUUGAAGGUUCACACUAAUGAAAAACCACAUGCCUGUGAUCAUUGUAAAAAAGCAUUUUCGCGGAGAUCGGCCUUGAAAAAACAUCUGAGGGUGCACACCAAUGAAAAACCGUACACCUGUGAGUACUGCCAAAGGACGUUUGCUGGGAGCUCAAACAUGAAAACACAUAUGAGGACACACACGAAAGAAAAACCAUUCACUUGUGAGUACUGUCAAAAGACUUUUUCUCAGAGUUCAGGCGUGAAGAGACAUUUGAGGAUACAUACCAAAGAAAAACCGUACGCUUGCAAGUACUGUGAGAAGACAUUUUCUGUGAGUUCAAAUUUGACUACGCACUUAAGAACACACACUAAGGAAAAACCGUAUUCUUGUGAGUACUGUGGGAAAACAUUUGCCGUGAAACCGUCUUUGAAUUGGCAUUUGAAAAUACACGAGAGCCAAGGGGGCGAAGUCAAGAAAACAUUUCCUUGCGAGUGCUGUGAUAAGAUGUUUUCCCAGAGCUCGCAUUUGAUAUCGCAUCUGAAGAUACACACUAAUGAAAAACCGCAUCGUUGUGAGCACUGUGAAAGGACCUUCUCUCAUCGUUCGAAUCUGAAUGCGCACUUGAGGGUGCACUCGAAUGAAAAACCGUUCUCGUGCGACUAUUGUAAGAAGUCUUUCAGUCGUUCUUCGUAUCUGAAAGUGCAUUUGAGAACGCACACUGAAGAGAGGCCGUACUCUUGUGAGCGCUGUGAGAGGGCGUUUUCUCAUCGCGCGAGUUUUAACUACCACUUGAUGGUUUGUACGAAAAAAAAAUCGAAUCUUGGAGGGGGCGAAAAAUCUGCACCCAAUGUCUGAUACAGCCUGAUGCAGAAAGACGAGAUUGGUGAAUGUUUGUGCCAAUACAGUGCCCGCCACUAAUAAAAUCACUGGAUUAUAAUAUCAGCCGCUUUAUAAAAUCAAAUCUGGAAGAACAGAAUCAUUACUAUAUCAAAAUAUGUUAGAAUUAUCCUUUAAUAAAAUCAUCCUCGCCGUUUUAUGAAAUCAAACUUUUGGAGAGCAUAUGCUAAUUCUUCUCUGAAUAGAACCAGGAUUUUAUUUUUUCUUUCAAGAUUUAAAACAGUGCAGCACUAAUAAAAUAACAAAUUCACAUAAAC
Uloborus diversus is the source of this 1632-nucleotide messenger RNA. RefSeq names its product zinc finger protein 271-like. The record is from RefSeq and is a predicted model, not a curated record. The transcript has a single exon. Bases 41 to 1333 code for a protein of 430 amino acids. NCBI's taxonomy places the organism in Eukaryota, Metazoa, Arthropoda, Arachnida, Araneae, Uloboridae.